Molecule: messenger RNA, 5001 nt
Organism: Pelodiscus sinensis (Chinese soft-shelled turtle)
Lineage: Eukaryota; Metazoa; Chordata; Testudines; Trionychidae
Molecular function (GO): nucleic acid binding; zinc ion binding
Source: RefSeq, a predicted model, not a curated record
AGGAAAGAGACAAGCAGAGUCACCUGCCUGGACGCAGGCGAGGUGCUGACCUGGGCUCCUAGCAGAGCUGAGAGGAAACACAGGAGGGGCGUGACUCCCACCACCGAGUUAUUCCCACACUGUGGCUAGGCCACUCAGCUUCCUCCUGUGAGUGCAGGGCCACGGUCCUAAGACUGCGUACGUAAGAUUCUGACCCCAGUCUCUGUUAAUCUCUCACGUACGCCCAAACUGGACGGGCCUGAUCCGAGCCUGAGACCUAGCGAACAAUGGACAAAACACGGCUGAAGGAAAGUUAAGAUAAGCAGGAAACAGCCUUCUUUGUUUACCGAGGCAUAAGACAAGGAGUCAGCACAACCCCAGGUGCAGAGCAGUAACUGGGGGCUUAUCGUGAGUUACAUAGGCACAUAACUCACAGAGAGGUCUCGAAGUCUGGGAGAGAUAACAGUGUAUCCUCCCCGAAUACCAGCCAGGGUUCAGGGAGAGGGCUAACAUGGCAGCAGGAGACGCUAUCCGCCCCUCAGAGAUGCCAAUCCGAGUUCAGAGGGACGCACUGAUAAGCUCUACACAACUGCCACAGCUGGGUACUGUUCACUGGUCUCUUUAAGACCCCCUAGGAACGCACCUGAAAUCAGGACUUAAGCUACUUCCUGCCAGAGAACUUGAGUAACAGCUGUGUACUAGCAAAGGUGAACCUGAGCCCUGGGCGGGGCAUGCAUGGAAUCUUGUAGACUAUUGGCUUGUUGUGCUCAUUUUGUCUGGCUACAAGGACCUAUCCAGGGGCUUGGGAACUCCCGUCUCCCCGCCCCGCCCGAUAUAAUCCACUGCACCAGCGCUGUGCAUAAUAAACCCGCCUGCUUGGAUUUACACGGUGUCGAACUUCUGUUCCUUCAGUUGGCCACGGGGAGGGGAUGCAAGCAUGUGAGCUACUUGGGAGCCAGAGACCGACAUCCAAAGAGAGGUGAGUACGUUUAAUUUACCACCUCAUUAGGCUAGGGAUCGGAGUCUCUCGUCCCCUUCGGACACAUCUUGCCUCCGCUUUUCAGAGUUCAAACAAAGGAACCUAGACACAUGUGAUCCGAGCAUAGAGGUAGAAGGGGUACCACUGGGGAGGGGGCCGAGCUGUUAAACUAAGGGGUGUGUUACGGAGGAUCUGGACAAGCGACUAGCCAGUAACUGGCUGUGAGCUAAGCCCAGGACUGGCUGGGUACGCGAGCGGCAGGCAGUGCAAACGGGUGGCCCUGCUUCCUUAUUGCACAUCCUGACAGAGCGCCCCCCCUUCAGGCAUGUGAAGUAUAUACCCUCGAAUGGUACGAGUCCCCAGUAAGGCCAGCGAUGGUGUGACUCGAGACCACACACAUCCCCAGUACGGUCAGGAGUUGUGGUGAUCAAAAGCCAUGGCAUCCAAGGGGGAGGCGAAAGUCACUCCACAGGAAUACUUAGAACAUAAAUAUGUAAAAACCCGGCAGGCGGCCGUUAAGGCAAAUUACGCUGCAGCCAGGUCUGAAGAAGAGUUGGUGAAAUGGUGGAACGACCAGAAAGUGAAGAAAGCAGACAAAGCGGUGAUAAUACUAUUGGAUAUCCUCGCUAUGAAAGAAAAGGAAAUUGAAGCUUUAAAAUCUGAAAACGAGGCGCUACGAGACAAAGCCCUUUCUCGGAGCGAUAAACCCCCCUCCACCAGGAGUAGCUGUGAGGCAGGCAGGCAGGAUCCCAAAGCAGGAGAAUCAAAGCUACAAGGCCAAGGGCCCACCCCUAGAUCAGAAGAGGGCGAGCUCCCCGUCGGCACUUGCCAGCCAACCGCACCACCGGUAGCUUACCUGUGGGGGGAUCUGGCAGUGAGGGACAAAGGAGACGGGCUAGAACCCCCUCCAUACACGUCCCCGUAUGGACCAGCACCUCAAGGGCCAGAUCCGGGCACUGCCAGGGCUGAUGGAGGGUGGCCACAGGGACCAGUCGCCCCAGAUGAUCACGUCCAACAUGUGGCCCUAAUUCAAACGCAGCUAAGAAGGCUCAGAAAUAUUAACGAGGAGGGGGAGCCAGCGUGGGGAUUCCGGAUGGAAACCCCCCAGACCUACCGCCCCUUUACCCCACAGGAGAAACAGGCACUGCUGUCCUUUCUGCCCGAACUUCAACGCGAUAACAAAAACAUGGAGUUCUGGGACAAACUGGACGGCCUGACUGAAUUGCACGGCCUGCGUAAGAAGGAUGUUCACAUCCUGGCCAAGUGCAAGUGUCCCAGAGACGUGUGGGACAAUUUGGCCAAUAGAUGGAAAAGCGGGCGCUGGGCCGAGGAACAUGACCCCAGACCCGCGGGAGUGGCCCCUGAUCUAGAGCCAUCCCCGAACCCAGACUCCGGCAGUGUAGCUGAAUUCAGGGCUGCGCUUUCCACAGUUCUGGGAGCUCAAGCCACCAACUGGGGGGCCUUGCAAUCAGUGACCCAACAGAAAGGGGAGUCGGCCAUGUCCUAUGCCGAGAAGAAGUGGAAUGCAUUCCGCUCUUAUUCAGGCCUGGACAACAUAACAUCCCGAGACCACGACGUGUUUCUCCAAAUCCUAAAGGAAGGGUUGUCUGCGGAUCACCAAGCAGUCCUGGCCUUAGGCCUCUCGGUUGGAGAUUCGUUCUCGGCCGUGAUGAAGUGGGCCGCAGAUCUAGAGAACAGGAAGAAAAAGGCAGCGGCGACCCUCGCCUCCGAGGAGGCGGUGGCGGUCCAUGCAGUCGGAACCGCUACUUGUUACACCUGUGACAAGCCAGGACAUCUGGCACGGGACUGCAAGGACAGGAUGAAAACUAAAAUGUGCAGCAACUGCAAGAGAAAUGGCCACAGGGGUAGGGAAGGCCAGUGGCCAAGCAAGCUAAAUAAGACCAAUAAACCAAACCCCCAAGAGCAGGAACAGACUAAACAGAUCCAGGAGCUGCUCAAACUCCUGGCUGGCAAAUAGGACAUAGCAGCCUCCGUGGCUGGGACCGUAGGCGACCCAAGGAUGUUUCUGAACACAGGAACAGGGGGCCGGUCGUGCAAAGUGUUAUUAGAUACGGGAGCCUCGGUAUUAAUAACCGGCCAAGACCUCCCCCGAUCCGUCAAACCAUAUGGAUGGAAGGGGCGGGAGGGGGAAGGUUAAGAGCAACCCUAAGCCAGCCAGUAGAAAUAGAAUUUGAUGACAUGAUCACAGUAAGUCAAAUCUGGGUUUGCCCCGAGCAAGGGGACACAAUUUGCGGCACAGAUCUCCUUAAGGAGCUCGGAGGAGUGAUCAAUCCCAGAGCCAGCAGCGCUGAAUGGACUGGAGGGUCCAAGCAGGAACAGCCAUCCGAAAACCGUCUCUACCGCUAACUCCCUGAUAACGGCCCGUUCGGACCUGGAGGUUAACUAUAGACUAUACUCACCUUUACAGGGUGACCCGAAAGGCUCACCCGAUUGUGGAAAACCCUGCCAUCAUCCUCAGCUUGCUAAAACCGGGACACUGAAAGCAGCAUUAACGAACGCGGUGCUGGAGACCACAGACCUAACAGGCUGACUCAGUUAAUGCCCCUUGAAUUAAUGAGAAUGCCUAGCGGUGUGGUCCUACCAGCCGACGGGUCAGGGCCCUUCGCAGAACUACAUUAAAGUGUUAGACAAAGAGUUAAAGGAAUUAUACCACCAAGUAAAGGGAAACCAAGCCCAGCUGGACGAUAGCAGCACUCUGGACAAACCUGCAUUUAAGGUCGGGGAUCUGGUAACGUGUCCCGUUGACCCAGAGGUUAGAGGAAUUCUAAAACCGAAGUGGCAAGGCCCCAUGCGGGUCCUUUUGACCACUAACACGUGUGUGAAGGGUGGGGGAAAGAUGGGACCGUCUUGGAGGCACCAAAAUCGGUUAACACUGUUUGAACCAGCGCCCGCGAGUGCUAACAAUGUCUCCACAGGUGAACAAGAAGAAGGACUGAUGGGUGACCGUGAGGCCCCGCGCUGGCCCUGUGGAUUAUGACCCUCUAGGAAUGUACCUGAGGGCAAAUCUGUCUGGGAGGUGCCACCUGUCAUUUCUGAGGACCUGAAAUCGGGACUUAACCUACUUCCUGCAAGAGGAGAACCGGAGGAGUAACAGCUGUGUACUAGCAAACGUGAACCUGAGCCAUGGGCGGGGCAUGCAUGGAAUCUUUUAGACUAUUGGUUUAUUGUGCUUGAAGGGAUAAAAUAGCAAAUAGCCCAUUGAUAUGUAGGUAAGAUUCUGAACCACAGACUCUGGUUAAGCUUUUCCGCAUAGGCCCAGGCUGGACAGCCUGGGCAGAGGCAUGAGGCCUAGAUAGCUCUAGGGAAGCAGGAAAAACACAGGAAAACAACCCCGCCUGUUUAUCACAAAUGGAAGGAGCUGAAGUGCCAUAACAUUAUGUGGGGAGGAAUAACUGAACACCCUUAUCAUGAGUUUUUCACACACAAGGCCAAGGCCCUGAAAGGGGCCUCAGUCUGCCAACUGGUAUGGGAAAAAAAACAACAACUGCCUUCCCAAGGCCUAGCACAUCACUAGGCGAUAACACCCUCCCCCCCAGAUCCCAAGUUCACCCCUCCCUGGCAGUUCCGGCUAGCAGACAUACCAGAAUAAUAUUAUAAACAACUGCUUUGCUGUGUACCUUACAUGGUCUUUUGUUUUAGACCCCCAGAAAAGCACCUAUGAACUGCACCUGUCGGGAAAGCGCCGUCAUCACUUCUAUGGAUCCCAAUCGAAAUGUAGCUUAUGCAUGGCACAGCAAUUUUCGGGGCAAGGAGGGGGGAUACUUGUGUUUUAACAAAUAUGUUAACUGAGCUAUGGGCGGAGCUACUAUGUAAUCUCUUAGACUACUUGCUUAUUGUGCUCAUUUGUCUUGCUGCUAAGAUCUAUCCAGGGGUUUGGGAACUCCCACCCCAUCGUUUCUCUCUGCCCAUUGGUCCCCUAUAUAAUCUAUUGUAAUCAAUUGCUUAGUAGUGUCCACUGAGCCUAAGCAGCAGGGUGACACUCCAUCAGCGCUGUGCGUAAUAAACCCUCCUGUUUGGAUGUA